CUCUCCUAUCCCCAUCUCGGUUGGGGUGGGGAGUUUUAAUCCAACUAGGUUACGCCCCAAAUUUGAUGACAGAGUAGGCAGCGUCGGAAUGCCGACAAAUCAAUGGCUGCUGCAAGCCUCCCUCCCAUCAUUUUCCUGUGGGUUAUUUUCAUCUCGUUGUUGUCAGUGUGACGGCACGUCUGUCUGGUCUGUGCAUAACCUGUUCAUCUGCUUUGGUAUUCCAGAGACCAGGAAGGGAUCCUUCACCGCCAGGAUGCAGAGAGGAACUACAGUCUCUAGAUCUUGUGAAUGACCACCAUGCAACUUCUGAUGAAUAGCUCUUAGAGUGUCGUCUUCAUGGUUGAUCGACGGCUCACAGUGAUCUAAACAGUGCCUCUUCGUUGUGUCAUGUUGGAGUGUUUUGAGAUUCUAAAGUUCUAACACUAGAAGGCAACACUUCUAACACCAACAGGAGAAUGCUGUAGUGCUUUAGGAUUGGAAAAAGGAGUGGUUGGCCUGUGGUUUUGAGAGAAUGAGAAGAUAACGAGAAAGACUUGGGGGAUGACAGAAUCCCGAACUGCGGGUAUUUACGGACUCAGAGGAGGACAGUAUUCCAGUUCACAUAUUCAACACAGUCAACAAUGACGUCAUGGGGCUUCCACUUCCUUUAGUCGACAUGAGAACACUUUCCCCCACAGACUCAUUGGGAUGUUCAUCGACACUUUCCUGAGGCUUGCUGAUCCUGAGGUGUGUUGUCAUUGUUUUGUUGUGUGUUGACUGACACAUUGGAGAGGAGCCAUAGAUACCACCGGUACAGAUGUCUUCCUCAGGCGACACAGUGGGCCCAGGCAGGAUGGGACUACUACCCAGGGCUGACACAGUGGACCCUUACAUGAUGGGACUAGGACCCAGAGCUGACACAGUGGACCCUUACAGGAUGGGACUAGGACCCAGGGCUGACACAGUUGACCCUUACAGGAUGGGACUAGGACCCAGGGCUGACACAGUGGACCCUUACAGGAUGGGACUAGGACCCAGGGCUGACACAGUGGACCCUUACAGGAUGGGACUAGGACCCAGGGCUGACACAGUGGACCCUUACAUGAUGGGACUAGGACCCAGGGCUGACACAGUGGACCCUUACAAGAUGGGACUAGGACCCAGGGCCAAGCCAGGUGGAGUAACGAACAGGCUGGGACCCAGAGGGACUCCAGCGGGGCUGAGGCUAGGCCUGUGGAUCCUGUGUUUCAGCUGGUUCUGCUUCACUGCUCACGCUCAGAUGAAGAUACCACCUGAGACGGUCCAAGUUUGGGCAAAUGUCCUUUCAGUGCAACUACGCGAGGCUGCCACAAGAUACUCGGGAGCUAACAUUCUGCAAAAGAAAUUCAGAGAUGUAGAGUCCAUUAUCAAGAUAGUGGACAUCGAUGGUAGAGCCCAAGUGAGGGACUUUUCAGAGGACAUAGAAAGAAUGCUGGGGUCCAAGAUGAAGUCCGUUAAGCGAUUGGCUGAGUCUGCGGAGGAUGCAGAUUUGUACCACGAGUUCAACAAAACUCUACAGUUUGACUACUAUAACUCCAUGCUGGUGAACACAAUGGAUGACGAUGGUAACUUCAUAGAGCUGGGUGGGGAGUUUCCUCUGGAGGAGAAUGAGCAUUUCAACAACAUCCCAGUCAACACAAUGCAGAGUGACGUACAGGUCCCCACCAAUGUCUACAACAAAGAUCCCUACAUCCUCAAUGGAAUCUACAUGUCGGAGGCUCUGAAUGACGUGUUCAUCAAUAACUUCAAGAAAGACCCCACCCUCACCUGGCAGUACUUUGGCAGCUCCUCAGGUUUCUUCAGAAUCUACCCUGGUAUCAAAUGGACUCCAGAUUCAAAUGGUGUGGCUGCUUUUGACUGCAGGAACCGUAACUGGUAUAUUCAGGCGGCCACCUCACCAAAGGACAUUAUCAUUGUGGUGGACAUCAGUGGCAGUAUGAAAGGCUUGAAGAUGACCAUUGCCAAACACACCAUCAACACCAUCCUGGACACGCUGGGGGAGAACGACUUUGUCAACGUCAUUGCUUACACUGACUACGUGCGCUACGUAGAGCCCUGCUUCCAAGGCACUCUGGUGCAGGCUGAUUUGGACAACCGUGAGCAUUUUAAGGUGCUGGUGGAUGAGCUGCAUGUGAAGGGAGAGGGUAAAGUUGCGAAGGCCAUGAAGGAAUCGUUCAAAAUCUUGAACGAGGCAGCGACCAAGGGCCAAGGCAGCCUGUGCAACCAGGCCAUCAUGCUGAUCACAGAUGGAGCCAUGGAGGACUUCAAGGACGUGUUUGAAGAGUUCAACUGGCCUGAUCGCAGGGUGCGGCUCUUCACUUACCUAAUAGGCAGAGAGAUGACCUUUGCGGACAACACCAAGUGGAUAGCCUGCAACAAUAAGGGUUACUACACACACAUCUCCACUCUGGCUGACGUACAGGAGAAUGUCAUGGAGUACCUUCAUGUCUUGAGUCGACCAAUGGUCAUCAAUCACAAUCAUGACAUCAUCUGGACGGAGGCCUACAUGGACUCAGUGCUCUUUGCCACAAAGGCUCAAAAUUUACUUCUCAUGACCUCCGUGGCAAUGCCUGUCUUCAGCAAGAAGAAAGAGACGCUGUCCCAUGGGAUUCUGCUGGGUGUGGUGGGUUCUGACAUCCCCCUGCUGGAGGUCAUGAAGUUGGCUCCCAGAUAUAGGCUGGGUCCACAUGGUUACGCCUUCCUCAUCACCAACAACGGUUACAUCCUGGCACACCCUGACCUACGACCUCUUUAUAAAGAUGGUAAGAAGCUGAAACCCAAGCCCAACUACAACAGUGUGGACCUGGCCGAGGUGGAGUGGGAGGACAUAGAUGAGACACUGAGGACAGCCAUGGUGAAAGGGGAGACGGGCACUCUGUCCUUAAACAUGAGAGCAUCAGUGGACAAAGCGAAAAGGCCUAUGUUCUUAACAAAUGACUAUUUCUACACAACCAUCAACGACACCCCAUUCAGUUUUGGUAUGGUGCUGACCAGAGGUCACGGACAGCUGAUGUUCAUGGGGACGGUCUCUGUGGAAGAGGGCUUGCAUGACCUGACGUCCCCUGAUCUAUCCAUAGCCGCUGACUGGACAUACUGUGAGACAGACAUUGACCCUCACCACCGCAAAUACUCUCAGCUCCAGGCUGUCAUUCGCUACCUGCAGGGGAAGGAGCCUGACCUGGAGUGUGACGAGGUGCUGCUGCAGCAGACCCUGUUUGAUGCUGUGGUGACAGCCCCCUUAGAAGCCUACUGGCAGGCAAUAAUGCUCAAUGCAUCUGGGAUGGAGGCGGGUGUGGAGACAGCCUUCCUGGGAACUCGCUCUGGCAUCAUCCGGCUGACCAGAUACACCGGCAUGGAGACCAGGGUCGCCAAGAAGUUCCUGACUCCAGCGGAUAAGGACAACCUGUUCACCAUGGACCACUUCCCCCUGUGGUACCGUCUGGCCAUGGAGAACCCUCCCGGAAGAUUCCUCUACUACAUGCCGGUGGAGGACAACGAUAACAAAGACAAGACAGGGGUGUCGAAGUAUGUCAUAGCUGUCACAGCUGUGACUGUGUCAUCGGGAGGCAAGACAGCCAUGGCUGGAGCCAUCGGGGUGCAGAUGUCCUUGGAAAUGCUGGAGAAGAGGCUAUGGGCCAUUACCUUUCAGCCCAAUGACACAGACUGUACUGAAGUGGAAGGUGUCUGCCCUCUCACCUGUCAAAGCAUUGAUGUCAACUGUUUCCUUGUGGACAGCAACGGUUUUAUCAUAGUCUCAAAAGAGAGGUCAGAGGUCGGACGUUUCUUCGGGGAAGUGGACGGGUCUGUGAUGACAGCGUUGAUCAAGUCAGGCAUGUUCAAGCAGGUGUCGCUGUAUGACUACCAGGGUAUGUGUAGAUCAGGACACAGUCACUCCAGUAGUGCUCGGCCUCUGCUCAGUCCUUUCUACGGCCUUGCGGCAGUGAUCAAAUGGUUCUUUUCUCACAUGUUGAUGUUCUUAAUGGAGUUCAACUUCUGUGGGUUGUGGCACUCGGAUUACAUCGUAGACGCCAAGGCUGGCUACCAUACAUCCCAUAAAGCCAAGAAGGUUGACGCGCUGCAGCCGUGUGACACAGAGUAUCCUGGCUUCGUGUACGAUUCCUCCAUCAGAGAGACCAACAGCCUCAUCAAAUGUGGCCGUUGUCAAAAGAUGUUUGUGGUGCAGGCGGUUCCUGAAAGUAACCUGGUGUUGAUGGUGGUCCAGGCGGACUGUGACUGCUCCCGCCAGUACUCCUCCAUCACACUGGAGCCCAAGGAGGUCAAAUACAAUGCAUCAGUCAAGUGUAACAGGAUGAAAUCUCAGAAAGUCCGCCGGCGCCCAAACUCCUGUCACGCCUAUCAUCCUAAGGAAAAUGCCAAGGACUGUGGAGGAGCUUCCGAGAUCAGCCUAUCGGUGGCCGUCUUCUUGACUUCUCUGGCCACUUCAUUGGCCCUCUGAAGAUGGACAUGACAAGGUUCCACCUCUCUUAUGGCCGUUCACAUUUCCUUUUUGUAUAUUUUCUGAAAGACCUUUAACUACAUAAAGGACCUACCAACACAGUAGUUAAAGUCAAUUCCGGAGCAAGGGCUAUUUUCUAGUAAGACUCCUUUUCCCACAAUGAGAGAGAAAGAGACUCAACAGUCCAAACAAAUGCCACAUUUCUAUGCUUGGGACUCUUUUGCAUGAGCCAUGGGAUAUGAACUUGUGGACAUGCGAGGCAAUGAGAGACUGUUAUUUUCAUGGAGACACUAAUAUAGUAGGACCUACCCUGCCCUCUGCUGGACAAUCCAUCUGAGUGCAGACUGAAAGACAACCACCCUGACAAACUCACUCAACUGGAGAACUGUUGCCACGUGCAAAUCAACAGGAACAUAGAAUGUUUGCUUAUUUCAGAUUUUUAUACACAGUAACAUUAAGCUGUAUUGUAUUAAAACAAUUUUUUAUGUUGAAAUGAACUACUGUACCAUAACUGUGUGUUAUGAAAUAGGAAUAUUCAUAUUUUUGUGGUAUACUUGAUGAACAUUUGCAAUAAAUAAUAAAUAAUGUAUGUCAUUA
Salvelinus fontinalis (brook trout) is the source of this 5071-nucleotide messenger RNA. RefSeq names its product voltage-dependent calcium channel subunit alpha-2/delta-4-like. The coding region runs from base 797 to 4474 and encodes 1225 amino acids. Gene Ontology annotation, molecular function: voltage-gated calcium channel activity. Gene Ontology annotation, cellular component: voltage-gated calcium channel complex. The record is from RefSeq and is a predicted model, not a curated record. The transcript has 36 exons. Lineage: Eukaryota; Metazoa; Chordata; Actinopteri; Salmoniformes; Salmonidae.